This is a messenger RNA of Nothobranchius furzeri (turquoise killifish), 1508 nucleotides long. It is a transcript of the gene amdhd1, whose product is annotated as amidohydrolase domain containing 1. NCBI's taxonomy places the organism in Eukaryota, Metazoa, Chordata, Actinopteri, Cyprinodontiformes, Nothobranchiidae. Gene Ontology annotation, molecular function: imidazolonepropionase activity. The record is from RefSeq and is a predicted model, not a curated record. Gene Ontology annotation, cellular component: cytoplasm.
CUCGCUGCUCACGACGAGUAAAAAUGUCCAGAAAUGACAGGCUGUUGGUGAAAAAUGCCAAACAGGUGGUUUUAAUCUGCAACAACGGAGAAAAGUACCUGACAAAGCAAAGUAUGAACAAUCUCUGCGUGAUUGAAGAUGGCAGCGUUGUUAUUGGAAGUGAUGGGCUGAUUAAAGCUGUAGGGUCUGCAGAAGCCAUCAGAGCUCAGUAUUCAGAGUCGUCCUUUGAUCGAGUGAUCGAUGCCACGGACAUGUGUGUCCUUCCCGGGCUGGUGGAUGCUCACACUCAUCCCGUCUGGGCUGGAGACAGGGUCCACGAGUUUGCAAUGAAGCUGGCUGGGGCCACCUACAUGGACGUGCACCGCGCUGGCGGAGGGAUCCACUUCACGGUCGAACACACUCGAGCCGCCGCCCCCUCGGACCUUCUGGCCUCCCUGAGGAGCAGGUUGAUGCGACUGCAGCGAGCGGGAACCACCCUGGUCGAGUGUAAAAGUGGCUACGGCCUGGAGCUGCAGACGGAGAUUAAGAUGCUGGAGGUGAUCGAGGAGGCUAGGUGCUCCCUGCCCAUCAACAUCUCCUCCACUUACUGUGGAGCUCAUGCAGUUCCCAAAGGGAAGACGGCAGCAGAAGCCACUGAGGACAUCCUGCUGGUCCAGCUGCCCCGGCUGAAGGAGCUGAUGUCUGCUGGGAAACUCAGAGUCUGCAACAUCGAUGUGUUCUGUGAGCAGGGCGUGUUUGACCUGGACUCCACUCGCUCCAUCCUGGAAGCUGGGAAAGAAAUGGGCCUCAACAUCAACUUCCACGGAGACGAGCUCCACCCCAUGAACUCUGCUCAGUUGGGAGCAGAGCUCGGAGCUUUGGCUGUCAGCCAUCUUGAAGAAGUCACAGAUGAAGGAAUUGUUGCCAUGGCGAAAGCAAAAACAGCUGCUGUUCUUCUGCCGACCACAGCUUACAUCCUCCGUUUGCCUCAGCCUCGGGCCAGAGACAUGCUGGAUGCAGGAGUCAUUGUUGCCCUCGGCAGCGAUUUCAACCCCAACGCGUACUGCUGCUCCAUGCCCAUCGUUAUGCACCUCGCCUGCGUCAACAUGAGGAUGUCCAUGUCCGAGGCUUUGGCUGCAGCCACCAUCAACGCAGCUUUUGCUCUGGGUCGCUCUCACACACACGGAUCCCUGGAGGUCAACAAACACGGAGACCUGCUCAUCCUCAACGCCACGCGAUGGGAGCACCUGAUCUACCAGCUGGGGGGACACCAGGAGACGAUCCGUUACGUCAUCAUCAAAGGCAGCGUCGUCUACGACAACGACAGAGUCAUGGACUUGUGAAGGAGGUGCUGGAGGCGUUUCGUCCACAGCCAGGAUGGACCUGCUGGCAGCAGCUGUCAGGAAGGACGUUCUCGUGCAGGGCCGUGUGCCAGUCGUGCUGGUUCACCACACCACAGCACUUCCACUGGGGACGAGCAGAAAUCAAGUUAUUUGUAAUCUGCCAAAAUAAAGAAAAGUUUCUCUUUU